This is a messenger RNA of Syngnathoides biaculeatus (alligator pipefish), 937 nucleotides long. It is a transcript of the gene chchd2, whose product is annotated as coiled-coil-helix-coiled-coil-helix domain containing 2. Gene Ontology annotation, molecular function: sequence-specific DNA binding. The coding region runs from base 160 to 633 and encodes 157 amino acids. Gene Ontology annotation, cellular component: nucleus; mitochondrion. The record is from RefSeq and is a predicted model, not a curated record. Gene Ontology annotation, biological process: positive regulation of transcription by RNA polymerase II; mitochondrion organization. The transcript is spliced from 4 exons. NCBI's taxonomy places the organism in Eukaryota, Metazoa, Chordata, Actinopteri, Syngnathiformes, Syngnathidae.
CGGAAGUUACCCGGGAGAUAAAUGAUGCAACACAGAAGCUUCCGGAACAGCUAAAGGUCGCUAAGUAGACGCGUUAGCCGGACUCGAGUGCCGACGUCGCACCAGAUUUCUUCCCCAGAAAAGACAUAUUUUAAGACGUGAGUUGUGUAUUUUGACACCAUGCCGAGAGGAAGCAGAAGCAGAACAUCGAGGAUGACUUCCCCAGCCAGCCGGGCACCUCCACCGCCUCCCCCUCCACCCCGCGCACCGGUUCCAGUGCACACCCCCCCGACCGCCGUCGCCGCCCCGGCGGCGGCGCCCCGACAGCCCGGCAUGUUUGCCCAGAUGGCGACGACCGCCGCCGGGGUGGCGGUGGGCUCUGCUGUCGGGCACACCCUCGGCCACGCCAUGACGGGGGCCUUCAGCGGGGGGAGUUCGGAGCCCGCGAGGCCUGAUGUCACGUACCAGGAGCCCCCCCAGGCCCAGCCGUACCAAACGCAGUCUCCCUACCAGCAGCAGAACAGCCCGCAGCAAGCGUGCUCCUAUGAACUCAAACAGUUCAUCGACUGCGCUCAAUCGCAAAGCGAUCUGAAACUCUGCGAGGGCUUCAGCGAGGUGCUCAAACAGUGCAAGUUUGCUAAUGGUCUGUCUUGAAUUACAUGCAGAAAUCUCGGAGAGGACAGCAUAGACUCGCCAUUGCCAGGCGUCAACGUGUUCUAAAUAAAAGAUCGACAAAUGUCCUUUUAACAGUUGAUUAUCUCGAGACGAUAUCGGUCCAUUCAAUCAUUAGGAGACGAUGACAGAGCUUGUAGUCAUGUUGACGUAUAAAUAUAUUCCUGUUUUGAGUUUCUGUUUGCAUUUCAUUAUCUGCAGCGGCGCUCGCGAUGUUAUGAUUCCAGAAUGGCACAGUUGCUGCUUGAAAUCAAAACAUUAAAGCAUUUUGGUCAUGAAGGCAACA